Messenger RNA from Spinacia oleracea (spinach), 1219 nucleotides. RefSeq lists its product as uncharacterized. The transcript is spliced from 8 exons. Bases 321 to 1121 code for a protein of 266 amino acids. Lineage: Eukaryota; Viridiplantae; Streptophyta; Magnoliopsida; Caryophyllales; Amaranthaceae. The record is from RefSeq and is a predicted model, not a curated record.
GUGAACGCUGCUGCUUAUAUAUUUUCAAGAAAACAUCUUUCUAUGUUCGUGUGACUGCUGAUAAUAAUGGAAGGUCACCUUCUUUACAGCUGCCACGUUUUACUGAGGUGGUUACCAAAAAUAUUACACGCAAGGACCCUAUACAAUUAGGGAAUUGGUGGUUUGUGCAGCCAGUAGGGCCUGAUAAUGAAAUUGUUGAAGAAUUUACUCGAUUUUUGGGAAAUGUGGCUAAAAAUUCUGAGUUAGCCCCUCUUAAUUUUGUUAAUUGGCCAAGUCUUCCCACACAUGAUAACAUAUGGGAAUAUGUCCAGGAGAAAUACAUGGUACCUGAAGAAGGAAGAAAGUGGGUAAUGGAAACUGUUAACUAUGCCUGGCCUUUCCAUAAAUGUAGAAUGAAACAGAAAUAUUACUAUGCAUUUGAUACUGACGAAGAAAGAUUGGAAAACCAUCCGAAAACCAUUCCAAAAACACAUUUCGAAGAUCUCUUGAACUACUGGAAUUUAACGACAACUAAGGAUAUGCACACAAUGGGUCCAAAAUCAUAUGCCUUGUUACGUCAUAAAUUGCAACAAGAGGACCCGAAUAAGCAAGAACCUUCCCAAGCGAAGGUCUACAAAGCCUCCAGGUCAAGAAAUCCUAAGAAGACAUACAAAACAAGUUUCGAGAAAACGAAACAUAAUAUUGUUCAAAUGGAGGCGUUAGUGUCUCAACAACAAGAAGUAGGACAGAAAAAUGCAGAUCCCUACUACGAAGUGAUAAAAAAAGCCGAGCACAAUGGACGUGUACGUCUUUUUGGGAAAGCUGUGACCAAGAGUGAUUUAAAGAAAAGAGGCAAAGCUUCGGGAUACACAAUUCCUGAAGAGUUCCUACAGAGCAUCCAAGCAAUGUUAAUUAAAAAAUUUCAAGAAGCUAAUCCUGGAAUGAAUCUCGUGGUUCCUGGAUCCUCUACUGGAUCAAUUCCAAGGGAGUCAACUAGUGACAGGUCACAAGUUAACGAGGAGCGAAGUGGGGAACAGUCUUCUACUGGGACACAACUAGAAAAUCAGGUACUGCGGGGAACGAUGGAAACGACUAGUGGCGAGGAAUUCACUUUAAUAUUAAUUCACCUAGUUUAUGCUUAAUGUUUUGAUAGUUUAAUUAAAGACUUUUCGUAAGUUAUGUACUUUUAUUUUGGGAAUGUAAAGGAUUAUUAUGUUAAAUUGGAGGAUUUAAUGGCUUA